AUGUUAUUUUUUAUUAUCAUUCUUCUCAGUAUUACAGGUUCGAUUCUGAUUUUAUAUAAACUUUUUAUCUAUAAAUUUCUUUCAUUGACAGUGCAAGUGAAACCUCAAAUAUGCUAUAAAGAGAAUGCAUAUGAUACAUGUUCGACAAAUAGUGGUUGCGGCUGUUUCCAUAUGGACGUUACACCUGGUGUUGGUGUUUGUGGUUUUCUUUGGGUUGCUUGUGCGAAGCUAGAGCCUUGUGACCUUUCUUCGGCUAAGAAAUGUUCUAACGAAAACAACACUAUUUGUGUUCACCAUCCUCGAUGUCAUCCACAUCCAGUAUGUUAUCCAACAACAAUGCUUGAUGAGAGAAUCUGUCCACCAGAGGACCGUACAUGA
Messenger RNA from Adineta steineri, 378 nucleotides. The record is from the annotation of a GenBank genome assembly. Lineage: Eukaryota; Metazoa; Rotifera; Eurotatoria; Adinetida; Adinetidae.